Messenger RNA from Colletotrichum higginsianum IMI 349063, 3036 nucleotides. Its product is annotated as Beta-galactosidase/beta-glucuronidase. Gene Ontology annotation, biological process: lactose catabolic process. Gene Ontology annotation, molecular function: beta-galactosidase activity; carbohydrate binding. The record is from RefSeq and is a predicted model, not a curated record. Gene Ontology annotation, cellular component: beta-galactosidase complex. Lineage: Eukaryota; Fungi; Ascomycota; Sordariomycetes; Glomerellales; Glomerellaceae. The transcript has 2 exons. Bases 1 to 3036 code for a protein of 1011 amino acids.
AUGGACCUCAUUUCGAGUCUGGGAGCUUUUCCGGCGUCUUUGCCCGAUUGGACGAACCUGAACGUCUUGCAUCGGAACACUUUGCCCCCUCGCGCCCACUUUUACUCGUACGCAGGCGAAGAGGCCGCCCUCUCGUUCAACCGUGAAGAGAGCGAGCUCUUUAGUCUCAAUGGCAAUUGGAAGUUUCAUUAUGACCAAAGCCCGUUCGAAGCACCCCUUUGGGAGACGGCAAACGUGACCUCGUGGGACGAUAUCGAGGUCCCCGGAAUGUGGCAACGUCAGGGCUAUGGUAUCCCACACUACACCAAUAUCGACUACCCUUUUCCUGUCACCCCGCCCAAUGUCUCAUACAUCAACCCCACUGGGUCAUACUGGCGGGAGUUUGAAGUGCCAGAGGACUGGGAUGACGGCCAACAGAUCCGACUGCGCUUUGAAGGCGUUGAUAGCGCCUUCCACGUCUGGGUCAAUGGCGAAGAAGUCGGCUACAGCCAAGGAAGCCGAAAUUCUCACGAGUUCGACAUCACUGACUACCUCACCCUUGGUGAGGCCAACUCUUUGGCUGCCCGAGUCUAUCAGUGGUCCGAUGGUUCCUAUAUAGAGGACCAAGACCAGUGGUGGAUGUCAGGCAUCUUCAGAGACGUGUAUCUUCUUCCUUUCCCUCGCUCAUCAAUCGUGGACUAUUUCGUCAACACCGAGAUCGACGACUCGUAUGAGAGCGGUACCGUCAAGUUCAACGCGACGAUCCAAGGUGAAGCAGGGAACAUGACUGUAAAGCUUCUUUCUCCUGACGGCGAUGCGCUUGACGAAACAUCUAUUUCGUCUUCCGAGAUCUACGAACACAAGCUGGAUGGAGACGAGUUCCAUCUGUGGUCCGCCGAAACACCAACACUUUAUACUCUUCUGGUCACGUUCAACGGCCGAACCAUCAGUCAGCGAGUUGGGCUUCGUCGCGUUGAGAUAAGCGGUUCCAAUUUCCUCGUCAACGGCAAGGCCAUUACUAUCUACGGCGUCAACAGACAUGAGCACCACCAUAUAUCGGGCAGGACCGUUCCUUACGAGAAUAUGAGAGCCGAUCUCAUCACGAUGAAGCGCUCCAACAUCAACACCAUUCGCACCGCACACCAGCCCCCCCACCCGGACUUUUUCGACGUUGCAGAUGAGAUCGGCUUCUACGUUAUCUCCGAGGCAGACCUUGAGUGUCAUGGCUUCGACACAAUAGAAGAGACGAAGGAGGCAAUGGCGGAGUGGACGUCGCAGAAUCCCGAUUGGGAGGAUGCAUACGUCGACCGAGCUCAUGCAGUUGUCGAAAGGUUCAAGAAUCACGCUUCCGUCAUCAUCUGGUCGCUUGGUAACGAGUGCUUCUACGGGAAGAAUCUGGACGCGAUGGCAAAGUGGAUCAAGCAACGCGAUCCGAGUCGUAUUACUCACUACGAGCCCGACCGCGAAGCCAAGUCUGUCGAUGUCUACAGCCAGAUGUACUCAUCUCCAGAAAGUAUUGUAAAGUUCCUCAGCAACCACACGGACAAGCCUUUCAUUCUAUGCGAAUAUGCACAUGCGAUGGGCAACGGUCCUGGUGGUCUGAAAGAGUACAUUGAGCUCUUCCGAUCCGAGCCCCUGAUACAGGGUGGAUUGGUGUGGGAAUGGAGCAACCAUGGACUGCUGAAGAAAGAAGGUGAUCUCGAGUACUACGCUUACGGCGGAGACUUUGGUGACGAGCCCAACGAUGCCGACUUCAUCAUGGACGGCCUCGUUCUGUCCGACCAUACCCCCAUGCCCUCGCUUAACGAGUACGCCAAGGCAAUCCAGCCCAUUACAGUGAAGCUUUCCGAAGACGGGCACCAGAUGGUCAUUGCCAACCACUUCGACUUCCUCGAUGUUACAGAACUCGAUGCUUCGUGGCACCUUGUCCAGGACGGAAAAGAUCCCACCACUCCUCGUGCCUUGAACCUGCCGAGUAUUCCGGGGGGCGAGCAUCUUGCAUUAGACCUUCCCACAAGCAACUCGAGUUUGUCCGAAGAUGUGUGGGUCACCAUCGAGUUUGUAUUGAAGGACGAUAAAGUUUGGGCCGAAAAAGGGCACGUUGUGGCUUGGGAUCAGCUUCAUCUGGUCGCUCCGGCAGCGGCCAACCAAACAAGACGAUCCGCUUCUCCUAUCAAAACUCGGCAAUCGGAAAGCCUCGACGUCAAGCAGGAGAGAACACAUCUCAAGGUUGAGAAUGGCGGCGCCUCUUUCGACUUUGACCUCCUCCAAGGCAAUGUUACCUGGAAAAUCAACGAUGUCGAUGUCUUCCAGCGCGGACCAGAGCUCUAUUUCUACCGUGCUCUGACCCAGAAUGACGCGGCGAAAUAUGGCGAUGGACCUAUCUGGGAGGAGGAAAGAGUUGGCAGCAUGCAUACGCAGGUUCGCGAUGUUCGCUGGCAAGAAGCGGAAGGCGCCCUCACUGUCAACUACAAGGUCCGAGUUGCGCCCAAGGCUCUUGAAUGGGGCGCCGAAGCAGACUUGACGUACACUGUCUCUUCCGCUGGUCUUACCGUUCACGCCAGUGGCGACUUCGUUGGCAACGUUACCAGAGUUCUUCCUCGCAUCGGCCUCAUGGCUGUAUUGCCGGUCGACUUCGACGAAGUUGCGUGGUUCGGGCGGGGACCUGGUGAGAACUACAAGGACACAAAGGAAGGGUGCCGUAUAGGGCGCUACGAAUCAACAGUGGAGGACCUCUUCACCCAUUAUGACUACCCUCAGGAGAACGGAAACCGGGAGGACCUGCGGUGGCUGCAAGUUACCAACAAUGAGGGCGGCGUCACACUCAACAUUCAAAGGGCCGAGCCUGAGCCUUUCAGCUUCACGGCGUUGCGCUACAUGCCCUUCGAUUUGGACGACGCGAAGCAUCCUCACGAUCUGAAGCCUCUGAACAUGACGGUUCUGCAUCUUGAUUAUGAUAACAACGGGAUUGGCUCUGCUACUGUGGGACCGAGGCCGUUCGAGCAGUACAGAUGCUACACAGAGCCGUUUGACUUUACGUUUGAGUUAAGCAUUUAG